This is a messenger RNA of Symbiodinium sp. CCMP2592, 2397 nucleotides long. The record is from the annotation of a GenBank genome assembly. Lineage: Eukaryota; Dinophyceae; Suessiales; Symbiodiniaceae.
AUGGCUGCGCUUUCGCUUUUGACCUCUACAGCUUCCCUUGACAGGCAGUGCGAGCGAGCAGGCUUGUCAGCCCCGUGGAUCACCGCCUUGAAAGAUGCAGGGAUCACGACCCUAGGGAAACUUAGCUAUGCUGUGACGCUUCCGGGGAAUCAACCUUCGAGUGAUGAUAUGGACGCUUUCAUUUUGACCCUCCGGCCGGGGGCCAGAAUCACCUUAGGGGAUAGCUCCGCUUUGAAGCAGCUCAUCUUUGAAUCUCAGAUAAUGACUGUGGCUGAGCUGAGAUCUUCGAUGCAGGCUACAGACGAGGUGCCAAGGAAGCUGCCGGCGUCAGAGCGCUCCAUGCGCAUUGAUGCUCAGAAGCGUCGUCUAUCAGGAUUGCCACUGGAGGGCCCGCUUGCAGUCGCUCAUUGCGUGUGUGACAAGUUAGCAACCAUGCGCGAGAAUGAUGAAUUGAAGUAUCUGGCCCCCAAUGAGUGCAUCACUCGCGAUGCGGAGCUUUGUUGCGAGAAGCCUCCCAAGGCCUUGCAUGUAGAUGCAAAUAAGACGGGGCUAGUGGUGAAAGAUGAAGAGACGACAUCCGCCAUCUCACUUGAGAGCGACCUGGCCCUGCGUGCCUUGGCCAUGGACUUGGUGGGCCUUGCAUCUUAUGCUUGCGUGCAGAAGUGGAAUGAGCGCCUUUUCCGCAUCAUGAGCCAGGACCCGCCUCCCGAGUUUCAGCGUGUUUCCCGAGCGCAAGUGCUACGGGCCGACCGGCAGUGUUUCUUGGAGCUUGCUCGAGUGUGCAAUGGAAACUUGAAACCAGGUCCUGAUGGGUCCCUUCCCUUAGAUAAGGAGUUUGAGAAGCUUGAGUUCAACACUACUGUGAUGUACUUCUUGCUGCCUGUGAAGGGCCAGGGCAAGGGAGGAGGCAAGGCUGAGAAAGAGGGUAAGGGUCGGAAGCGCACUAAGACCACAAAUGACGAUGAGAGCCCGAACAAGAAGGCCAAGAUAACUCGUGACCCUAUCCCCGAGGUCCUUAAGGGAAUGCACUCGAGGACGCCGGAUAAUAAGCCAAUCUGCUUCAACUUCAACCUGGGGAAAUGCAAGGCUGGAGCGAAGUGCAAGUUCAAGCAUGUUUUGGCUGCCAUUGCCCCGCCUGUCUUGCAGCCGCCACUUGCCAAGGCCACGGUCGAUGCAGCUAUGGGGCGCAUGUAUCGGGCUCUGGCUUUCGUCAUGAUCAAACACCUAGAUAUCGACACGUCAGGGUUGCCACCUUUGUUUGCAGCUCAGGUUGGUACUGGUAAGCAGCCUCGCAAGCCUUUGCUUGCUCCGGUGCCAGAGUUCAAAUACUUUGUUCGAGUGACCUUGCGCGAUUUGCCCGCCUUGGAUAACAAACGGCGGCUUCUUCAGCCAUUGCGUGUGCACGAUGUGGUCGUGCCUACAGGAGCUAAGCUGCUCCCAUCCCUUGCCCUCACCGCUGCUGACUCUUCAAAGGGGGCUGAGGUGUUAGCUGCGGACAUUUGUGAUGUCCCUACGCAAGCGCAGCUGCUGCAGGUUUUCGAUACAUCCGAUACGUUGCCCGCAGAGACUCCGGCCAGGGGUGUUAGUGAUGGGCGUGAGAAAGCCUGGUCUGCUGGAGCCUACUCCCAGGGCACUUUGUGUGGUUUGCGUAGGAACACCCGACUGUUUCCGAAUGCUGUUCGAUUAGCUGUGCGGCUCCUGCGUACCUGCUUUCCGCAUGCAACAUUUGCCACAGUUGCGAUCUACUCCAAUGUGUGCACUCCGAUGCACCGGGAUGCCAAUAACCUGGAGGGGAGUUCCAACUACGUGAUGGCCUUGACCGACUUUGAUAAAGGGGGCAUUUGGGUACAAGAUGAUGAUGGUCAGCAUGUGCGAGCCACGCCCCUUGGCAAAGCUACUGGUCGUGUCCUGCAAGUGUCUGACAACCCGGUGGAGUUCGAUGCACAUCGUUUCCACUGCACUGUGCCGUGGGAGGGCUCUAGAGUCGUGUUGAUUGGGUUUACUCCGAAUCGCAUUGCUUCUCUAAAGAAAGAGGAUGUGAGCGUCCUGUGUGACUUGGGCUUUCCUUUGCCUGGCCACCCUGAGCCGAUUGCUUGUGCGACAACAACAUGCCCUCGCGUUCAGCCUUGCAAGAGCAGGGAAACUGAGUCUGUGGUCGGCCAUGUGCAGCGGCCUUUGGGGUCCCUUUUGAUGAGAGCGAGUUUGUGCGUGCAGCUGUACGCGCAGGCCAUCCCAGCUCUUCACUUUCUUCAUUGCCGGAUCACCUUGAGUCAUGUGUGGACAUGCUUGCUAAGGCUCCGCCACACGCUGUGGUGGAUAAGAGGAGGAAAUGGCUUGACAAGUGGACUGCGCGUGCGUGCGAAAUCGAGCACGACCCGGACCCUUCUUGGGAUAUAG